GGGAGAGAGAGAUAGAGAGAGAAGACAAACAAACAAACACUACCAAACAGCCUUCUGGACUGGCAGCAGCUUUUGAAACAAUGUUGCUGUUUGUGGUGUGUGUGGCAGCCUGCGUGGGUCUGCUGUCCUACACCCUGGUGUUCUUUGCCAUCCCGGCACUCGUUCAGUACAACGGCACGCUGGCACUCCUGUGGCACGAUGUGAUCGUGGAGCGCAGCCUGGACUGGCUGACCAGCUCCACGCGCCCCCAGAGGCUCCUCGCCCACGUCAAGCAGAGAGCCAGGCGGGGCGAUGCCCAGAGUGUCAUCAAUACCAUCGACAACUACUGCAAGGCCAGGGAGUGGGCAAUGAACGUGGGGGACGAGAAAGGGUCGAUCCUGGACCAGGUGGUGUGCGAGGUGAGCCCCUGCGUGGCGCUGGAGCUGGGCACCUACUGCGGCUAUUCCAGCGUGCGCAUCGCCCGCCUGCUGCCCCCCGGAGCCAGGCUCCUCACCGUCGAGUUCAACCACGACUACGCCACCAUCGCCAGGGAGGUGAUCGACUGGGCCGGGCUGCAGGACAGGGUGCAGUUGCUGGAAGGGGACUCUGCAGAGCUGAUCCCACAGCUGAGGCAGAAACACGGGAUCGAGACGCUGGACUUCAUCUUCCUCGACCACUGGAAGGAUCGCUACCUCCCAGACACCAAACUCCUGGAGGACUGCUCUCUGCUGCGGGAGGGCACGGUGUUGCUUGCUGACAACGUGAUCUGUCCCGGGACCCCCGAUUACCUGGAGUACGUUCGGAGCAGCCCGCGCUACCAGAGCCAGUACUUCAACUCACACCUGGAGUACACAAGGGCAGAGGAUGGGCUGGAAAAAUCUAUAUUCCUAGGCUAGGAGCCCCAACCCCACCCCACAGCCAGACCUUAACCUUACCCCUUCCCCAACCCAACACCAUAUCCCCAACCCAACCCCACAGCCAGACCGUAACCUUACCCCAACCCAACCCCAUAGCCAGUCCUUAACUUUACCCCAACCCCAUACCCAGACCUUAACCUUACCCUAACCCCAACCCAAU
Molecule: messenger RNA, 1056 nt
Organism: Polyodon spathula (Mississippi paddlefish)
Lineage: Eukaryota; Metazoa; Chordata; Actinopteri; Acipenseriformes; Polyodontidae
Product: catechol O-methyltransferase B-like
Exons: 5
Coding region: 81-875 (264 amino acids)
Biological process (GO): dopamine metabolic process; developmental process; catecholamine catabolic process
Molecular function (GO): catechol O-methyltransferase activity; magnesium ion binding
Source: RefSeq, a predicted model, not a curated record